Molecule: messenger RNA, 3436 nt
Organism: Rosa chinensis
Lineage: Eukaryota; Viridiplantae; Streptophyta; Magnoliopsida; Rosales; Rosaceae
Exons: 21
Coding region: 255-3311 (1018 amino acids)
Source: RefSeq, a predicted model, not a curated record
GUUGGGGUGAGUUCAGCUUCCAAUAACAGCGAGAUAUCGUGGCCCGCUCUGCUUCUUCUAUCUCUUUCUCUCUCCCUCUCUAUUAAAAUCCACGCCCCCCAAAAUAAAAAGCCGAACACCAAAAAAACCAGACUCACUUCAAAAACCCUAAUCCGAUCUCACCUCUCACUUUCUAACCGUCACAAUUCCAACGCAUGGCCCUCAUCUGAUACAUCCGAUUUAGGGGGGAGAUUUUCUGUGUUGGUUGGAUCGGCAUGAAGCGAGAUUUGGCUUCUGUAUUGGAGGGCCAGUCUCAACUCGCCGAUUCUGUGGUUGGGACUCGCGCCGAGGAGGCGAGCCCUACGCUUCGAGUUUAUGAGAGACUGAACUCCAAGAGAUUCAAAGGCGCUAUUGUCGAUGGUUUGAUUGUGUAUACGCGGGCCAGGAAGCCCGGGAUCAAUGGCCGGAGUGGUUUGUCGGAGGAUGCGAAAGCCGCCGCCGCCGGGAGUACGAGAUUGGAUGAGGUCAGAAAUGCUCCAGGGUUUGAGAGUGAUCAGCUGACUGAAGUUGUAGUUAGGGAUGAAGGGAGUAGCGGUUUGGUGAUACCUAGGAGUAGGGGUGGGAAGGGGAGUGAGAUAUGGAUGCCUUUCGUUGGGGAUCACGAUAUCGAUGGGGAGUUGGUUGAAGUUGUAGUUAGAGAAGAGGGCAAUUGUAGUUUCGAAAUGAGUAGAAAGCGCUCUGCUGCCUUGAACGGCAGAGCUGCUAAUAGUAGAAAGAGGGGAAAGGAUUCACAACCAAGGUCAUCGAGGAGGAAGCGCUUCACGCGAUCCACAUUGAGACCUAGUGUCGAGCCUCCGCUGGAAAAUGGAUCAGUGGCUGUGCUAGGAUCAGAGGCUUUGCCUGGAUCAGAGGCCGUGACAGGGUUAGAGAUUGUGCCAGUUGAAGCAAUUUCUGAUGUAGAGGAGGAGAAACUAGUUGAAGUCAGUACACUGCUGUCAAAUAGUAAGCUAGAAUUGAAAAUGUCGAAAAAGGUUGUGCUUGACAGGAAGCCUACUACUGUCAAGGAGCUGUUUGAUACAGGCUUGGUUGAUGGGGUAACAGUGAUUUACAUGGGUAGCAAGAAGGCGUUUGGUCUGCGGGGCACAAUAAGAGAUGGAGGGAUUUUGUGUUCAUGUAUAUCUUGCAAUGGCUGCAGAGUCAUUCCACCAUCUCAAUUCGAGAUUCAUGCUUGUAAAACAUACAGACGAGCAGCACAGUACAUUUGCCUUGAGAAUGGAAGGAGCCUGCUUGAUCUUCUGAAGGUGUGCAGGAAUGCUUCUCUGCAUACAUUGGAGGCAACAAUUCAGAAGUUCAUCAAUUCUUCACCAAUAGACAAAUAUUUCACUUGUAAAAACUGUAGCGUGUCCUUUCCUCCUUAUUGUGCUCUGGAAGAUGGAUCGCUUUGCUAUUCUUGCAUGGAGUCAAAUAAACCUCACAGCCCAUCUCAGGAAUCUAGUAAAAAUCUCAGAGCUUUGCUGCCUGCUUCGUUGUCAAUGUCCCCGAAAAAUGCUAAGUCCCCAAAAACUGCAACACCGAAGUCUGCAAGAAAUGGAAUUUUAAAGACUCCUAAAAGUACAAUCUUAAGGCCCCCAAGAGGUGCUAUCUCAAAGUCCCCCAAAAGUGCAAUCUUAAAUUCCACAAAGAGGGCAAUCUCAAAGCUCCCAAAAAGUGCAAUUUCAAAGUCUCCCAAGAGUGCUUCUCUUUGGAAGACAACUAAAUUAUCAACACCAGUUUCGAUCUCAAGUCCAUCAAAAAGUGCUUCUCCAAUGCGCUCAGAAUAUAAGAGUGGAUGGAAGAUAACAUCAAAGUCAUCAAAAUCAGUCCUGAUCUCAAGGUCCCCUAGUGCUGCUUCAAUGUAUUUUUCUUCACAAAAGAAAAGUCAGUGGAGGAUUACAACUAAAGAUCAGCGCCUGCAUAAGUUGGUUUUUGAGGAAGGUGGAUUGCCUGAUGGAAGCGAAGUAGCAUAUUAUGCCCGUGGACAGAAAUUGCUAGUUGGUUAUAAAAAGGGUUUUGGAAUAUUUUGCCGUUGCUGCAACACUGAGGUGAGCCCCUCGCAGUUUGAGGCUCAUGCAGGUUGGGCUACACGCAGGAAACCCUAUGCAUACAUAUAUACCUCCAAUGGCGUGUCUCUCCACGAAUUGGCCAUAUCUUUGUCAAGGGGUCGCAAGUAUUCAGCCAAAGAUAAUGAUGACUUGUGCAUCAUUUGUGCAGAUGGCGGGAAUCUUGUUCUUUGUGAUGGAUGCCCACGGGCCUUCCACAGAGAUUGUGCAUCUCUAUCAGGUGUCCCUCGUGGUGACUGGUACUGUAAGUUUUGCCAGAAUAUGUUUCAAAGGGAGAAGUUUGUGGAACAUAAUGAAAAUGCUGUUGCCGCUGGAAGGGUUGAAGGAAUUGAUCCUAUAGAACAGAUAACCCAAAGAUGCAUCCGUAUUGUCAAAGACAUUGAAGCUGAACUUACUGGAUGUGUAUUAUGUAGGGGGUAUGAUUUUAGCAAAUCGGGAUUUGGUCCACGUACUAUUAUACUUUGUGAUCAGUGUGAGAAGGAAUAUCAUGUUGGCUGUUUGAAGAAACAUAAAAUGGCAAACUUGAAGGAAUUGCCAAAGGGGAAAUGGUUUUGUUGCACAGAAUGCAAUAAAAUUCAAUCUAUUUUGCAAAAGUGUUUAUCAAGGGGAGCUGAGGAGCUCCCAGAUUCUCAUUUGGAUAUUAUGAAGAGAAAGCACGAGGAAAAUGGUUUGGAGACUGUCAAUGGUUUUGAUGUCAGAUGGAGACUUAUUAGUGGCAAAAUGGCUUCUCAGGAAUCUCGGUUAUUGCUUUCAAAGGCUGUUGCUAUCUUCCAUGAUUGCUUUGAUCCAAUAAUCGAUGCAGAAUCUGGGCGUGAUCUCAUUCCUGCCAUGGUUUAUGGAAGGAAUGUUAGGAGCCAAGAAUAUGGGGGGAUGUACUGUGCAAUUCUUAUGGUCAACUCAACUGUUGUAUCAGCUGCUAUUAUUCGUGUUUUUGGUCAAGAAGUUGCUGAGCUACCUUUAGUUGCUACAAGUAGUGGUAACCAUGGCAAGGGCUACUUCCAAUCAUUAUUUUCCUGCAUUGAGAAGCUGCUAGCUUUCUUGAGUGUGAAGAACCUUGUGCUGCCGGCUGCCCCAGAAGCAGAAUCCAUAUGGACAGAAAAAUUUGGUUUUACAAAGAUAGAUCCGGACCAGCUUAUUAACUACAGGCGGACUUGCUACCAAAUGAUAACCUUCAAAGGAACAUCAAUGUUGCAUAAAAAGGUUCCUGAAUGUCGACUUGUAAAUACAGCAUGAUAGAUUUUUGUUUUUGUUUUAUGUUUGCUGAUGUUUAUUAUUUGCAAGCUCCCUGCUUCCAGUUCAUGGUUGUAAAAUUUUAUGAAUUGGAAUUGUCAAGCCUCUGCUGUUCUUCCUUUGAGCUC